Pseudopipra pipra is the source of this 1523-nucleotide messenger RNA. Its product is annotated as maestro heat-like repeat-containing protein family member 6. NCBI's taxonomy places the organism in Eukaryota, Metazoa, Chordata, Aves, Passeriformes, Pipridae. The record is from RefSeq and is a predicted model, not a curated record. Gene Ontology annotation, cellular component: cytoplasm. Bases 60 to 1373 code for a protein of 437 amino acids. The transcript has 10 exons.
CUGGGCACUGAUGGUGUCUCCACGUGGCUUUCUUGCAGGCAACCCUGGCCCUGUGGCUGAUGGUCCAGGAGCCCCAGUGCCAAGAUGCACUGUUCGUUUAUGCCCCUCGUCUCCUCCUCGCUCUGCUCUGCCAAGUUUCAAUGAGCACUGAGCAGAUGUCACAGGAGGUCAGCACCUUCUGGAGGGGAUGCCAGGAGCUACACGGCCUUCCCACCCACCCCAACAGCUUUGUGGUGCAGACCAUCCGGGCCCUGCUCUGCCGGCUGCAGUGGGACCAGGAGCUGGUGUCAGUGGAGCGCAAGCGUGGCUGGGACGCGCUCCUCUCUGCUGACACCCACCACUACGCGGUGGGGCUGCUGGCCAGGGAGAUGCGCCACGUGUUGGUCCCCUCCUAUGGCCCGUUGGCAAGGCACCUGCUGGGGCUGCUCAGCAGGGAGGGGCCCCGCUGGGAGCUGCCUGCCCUGGCCUUCCUUGUCGAGGUCCUCGACUGUCUGGACGUGAGCGCAGGUGAUGACAGUGUCCUGCAGAUCCUGGCAAGGCACCUGCAGAGCCAGUGCCCAGAGAGGCGGCGCCUGGCUCUGCGAGGGCUCCUGGUGCUCAGCAGGGAUCCCUCCAUGGUCAAAAGCAUCUGCAGCCUGUCUGAGCCCCUCCUGGAGCUGCUGCGUGAUGGUGAUGGAGAGCUGGUCAGGAUGACCCUCUCCGUGUUCCUGAAUGUGCUCCAGGAUGGAGACAACACUGACGGGUUCAGCUCCACUGCCCCGAGGCUGGUUGAGGCGCUCCGGCCAGUCUUUGACAACGACAACAGCCACGUGCAGCUGCUCUCCAUUCGCCUCUUCCGAGAGGUGAUGGAGGUGCUGGCGGAAGAGGGAACAGAGCCCUGGGAGAUGCAGGUGCGCCAGAGCCUGGUCCCACUGUUCUUCCGCUGGCACGACGAGAACCAGCGCGUGGCAGAGGCCGCUCGGGAAGCACUGCUCUGGGCUACAAGCUUCCUCAAGAGGAAGGACCUGGAGCAGCUGCUGAAGACAGAGCAGCCCUUCAGAUUCUGUGACUGCCUGAUGGAAAAGGACAGGAGUCGAAGGGGCGAGCACCUGCAGCAGGCCCUGCCCUACCUGCAGAGCCCACAGGAGCCCCUGCGAGAGGCGGCCGUCAGGUUCAUGGGGCUCGCCGGCUGGCACAUGAGGGAGUGGCAGCAAGACCUGUGGCCCAUCCUCAAGGGCCUUACAGCCAUGAGCGAGGACGACUGCCCCUCCGUCUCCAACAUAAGAACUCAACUCGUGGACACUUACAGCCGUGCCAGGAGACGACCAAUGUCCCUGCAACAGCCCCGCAACAGCCCAGGGACCACUUCUCAGCGCGGCUGCACCUGCAGCUGAUGUUGGACCCAACUGAGCCAGCCCGCAAGGCCAGGCAGCUCCUGGCCUCUGCAGCCCCAGGGGCGGCUGCCUCCUUCCAUUCCCUUCUCCUGACCCCACUUCAUCCUUCCCCUUGCCCUGAUGUUAAUAAACCCUGCCUUUCUCCCCUUA